Messenger RNA from Pogonomyrmex barbatus (red harvester ant), 1343 nucleotides. It is a transcript of the gene mtTFB1, whose product is annotated as mitochondrial transcription factor B1. Gene Ontology annotation, cellular component: mitochondrial matrix. Gene Ontology annotation, molecular function: mitochondrial transcription factor activity; rRNA (adenine-N6,N6-)-dimethyltransferase activity. Lineage: Eukaryota; Metazoa; Arthropoda; Insecta; Hymenoptera; Formicidae. The record is from RefSeq and is a predicted model, not a curated record. Gene Ontology annotation, biological process: rRNA methylation; transcription initiation at mitochondrial promoter.
AUAAUAAUAUAAGAUUAACAUAUAAAGAUGUCUGCUCCAAGGUUGCCACCACUUCCAACCGUGCGAGAUAUAUUGAAGCUAUACCGUUUAAAUGCCAUAAAGCAUUUGUCUCAAAAUUUUCUCAUGGAUCAUACAUUUAUUGAUAAGAUUAUAGCUAAAGCAGGAAAUCUCGCCGGAAGUCAAGUACUGGAGGUCGGUCCUGGUCCAGGUGGAUUAACUCGAGCUAUUUUGAGAAGAGUCCCUGAACGAUUGAUAGUUGUAGAAAAAGAUCAGAGAUUUAAACCAACUUUAAACAUGUUAGCAGACUCGUUCAAUGCAAUUAAUGGAAAAAUGGAUAUAAUAUACGACGAUAUUAUGAAAACGAACAUGGACAGUCUGUUCCCGAUGGAGAAAAAAAGGAAUUGGAACGAUAAAUGUCCAGAUAUUUUUCUCAUAGGUAAUUUACCGUUCAGUAUAUCGACGCAUCUCAUAAUUGAGUGGUUACACGCCAUAGCCGAACAACGCGGGCCUUGGGCAUUCGGCAGAACGAGAAUGACAUUGACAUUUCAAAAGGAGGUAGCGGAACGUUUAGUAGCACGAGAAAUGGACCAACAGCGAUGCAGAUUGUCGGUAAUGGCACAGACUUGGACAUUUCCAAUACUUCGUUUUAUUAUACCUGCUAAAGCUUUUGUUCCAAAACCAGAAGUUGAUGUGGGAGUAGUGUCAUUUACGCCAUUAGUCAAUCCACGCACGCAACACGAUUUUAAAUUCUUUGAAAAGAUAACGAGGCACAUAUUCAGCUUUAGACAGAAAUACAACAUACGAUGUAUCGAAACUUUAUUUCCGAAAGAAUAUCGUAAAGAUUUGGCUUUGAUGAUGUUUAAAUUGGCUGACUUGGAUCCAACGAUUAGGGCGAUGCAACUUACUGUGACAGAUAUUGAUAGGCUAGCGUCUGCUUACAAAUAUCUGCUAGAGAAACAUCCAGAGCUCGAGUUGUAUAAUUAUCGUGCGUCUAAGCAUUUGUUACCACUAAAAAACACGAAAGAUGUUGUAGUGGAGGAUUAUACAGAGAUGAUGGAAGAACCAAAUACCCAAUCAGAGCAGUUUACACUUUAAAACAUACAUAAGUCAAAUUUCACUUUUAUUAAAUCGCAGAUUGUAAUGCAGCAAAUUAAUUCGUUACAAUGAAUUUCAGUUAGAACUGUCUGAGGAGGUUUGUAAAUAUACAUUUAUAUACAUACACAGUAUGGCUUAAUUCUUAAAUAAAAAUAUAGUACAAUGUACAAUUUGUGUUUUGCUUGUGUUAGAUGUAAUAAGAAUACUGUUAAUUAUCUGGAGAAAGAAAAUAAUUGAAGGAAUGAGAA